GCCGAGCCGAGCCCAGCCGAGCUGUGCCGAGAAGAGCCGAGCCCCUCCGGCCGAGCCCAGCCAAACCCUUCCAGGCCCGGCCGAGCCGAGCCGAAUCCAGCCGAGCCCCUUCGGGAGCGCCGAGCCCCGCCGAGCCUAGCCGAAUCUAGCCGAGCCCCGCCGAGCCGAGCUGAAUCCAGCCGAGCCCCUUCGGGAGCGCCGAGCCCCGCCGAGCCUAGCCGAAUCCAGCCGAGCCCCGUUCCUGGGGUUUUGGCCACGAUGGAGGUGAUGGAGCCGAUGUCCAAGCGCAUCCUGGUAACGGGUGGCACCGGCUUGGUGGGGAAAGCCAUUGAGAAGGUGGUGGCUGAUGGAGAGGGGCGCCCGGAUGAGGAGUGGAUCUUCGUGUCCUCCAGAGACGCCGACUUGACGAGCGCCACAGAGACCAAAGCCCUGUUUGAGCAGCACAAGCCCACCCAUGUCAUCCAUCUGGCCGCAAUGGUUGGGGGCCUCUUCAAAAACAUCCGCUACAACCUGGAUUUUUGGAGGAGAAACAUCCAUAUCAACGACAACGUCCUGCAUUCAGCAUACGAGACCGGGGUGCAGAAGGUGGUCUCCUGCCUCUCCACCUGCAUCUUCCCGGACAAGACGACGUAUCCCAUUGAUGAGACCAUGAUCCACAACGGGCCACCUCACAGCUCCAACUUUGGCUACUCCUAUGCCAAGAGGAUGAUUGAUAUCCAGAACAGGGGCUACUUCGAGCAGCACGGCUGCCACUUCACUGCGGUCAUCCCCACCAAUGUCUUUGGACCGCACGACAACUUCAACAUUGAGGAUGGACACGUCUUGCCAGGGCUCAUCCAUAAGGUCUACUUGGCCAAACAGAAUGGCUCUGCUCUGACUGUCUGGGGCACGGGCAAGCCCAGGAGACAGUUCAUCUACUCCUUGGACCUGGCCCGGCUCUUCCUUUGGGUCCUACGGGAAUACGAUGAGGUGGAACCCAUCAUCUUGUCAGUGGGAGAAGAAGAGGAAGUCUCCAUCAGGGAGGCAGCAGAGGCGAUUGUGGAGGCCAUGGACUUCAGGGGAGAGCUUCUUUUUGACACCACCAAGGCUGAUGGGCAGUUCAAGAAGACUGCCAGCAACGCCAAGCUACGGCGCUACCUGCCCGGCUUCCAGUUCACACCCUUCAGGCAAGCCGUGAAGGAGACCUGCGCCUGGUUCAGCACCAACUACGCUAACGCCAGGAAGUGACGGGUCAACGCGGCGCUGGCAUCAUCCUCUUCGACUCAGGGUUGUCCUUUGCUGGGGCAGAGGACAGGGCUGGGGGGGGACACACAGUGACAUUUCCAAAGUACAAGAGGGCCACCAAAGCCCAUUGAGGAGCCACCAUGGUCCUACCUGCUGCUGGGAGCAGUGUGGGAUGCUCAGUACAGGUGGAAAGAAGGUUUAGGCACUCCAAAAGGUGCUGGGACUCCAGACUAGAUGGUAGCAACCAACUGAAGCCACCAGCUUGGCUGUGUCCAAGAGGCUGGUGGCUCUGGUUGAGCUCUAAUGGGCUACACUACUAGUUACCUGUAAUUAGGCUGUAAUAAAGGGAAGGUGAUCAGGGUUUCUCUGGCA
Strigops habroptila (Kakapo) is the source of this 1596-nucleotide messenger RNA. RefSeq names its product tissue specific transplantation antigen P35B (gene GFUS). NCBI's taxonomy places the organism in Eukaryota, Metazoa, Chordata, Aves, Psittaciformes, Psittacidae. Gene Ontology annotation, molecular function: GDP-L-fucose synthase activity. Gene Ontology annotation, biological process: nucleotide-sugar biosynthetic process. The record is from RefSeq and is a predicted model, not a curated record. The transcript is spliced from 11 exons. Bases 259 to 1227 code for a protein of 322 amino acids.